This is a messenger RNA of Salvelinus namaycush (lake trout), 2632 nucleotides long. Its product is annotated as retinal-specific phospholipid-transporting ATPase ABCA4-like. The record is from RefSeq and is a predicted model, not a curated record. Gene Ontology annotation, biological process: transmembrane transport; lipid transport. The annotation marks the transcript as partial. Gene Ontology annotation, molecular function: ATP binding; lipid carrier activity; ABC-type transporter activity. The transcript is spliced from 21 exons. Lineage: Eukaryota; Metazoa; Chordata; Actinopteri; Salmoniformes; Salmonidae. Gene Ontology annotation, cellular component: membrane; intracellular membrane-bounded organelle.
UAACGAGCGACUGGAGAACUACCAGAUGAGACAUUUCACCAAGGUGUUGUUGAAUCCCCCUGGCCUUGGGACUCGCUGUAUGGCAGGAACCCCUCUACAAAACCUGCCCUGUGAGAACGAGACAUUGGGCUGGGAGACACCUGCGGUUUCUUCAAUAGCAAAUAACAUCCUGCAGAGCCCUGAGUGGCACCCGCUAAACCCCUCCCCUUCCUGCCAGUGCAGCACCAAUAAGAAGCUGACUAUGUUACCCAUCUGUCCAAUCGGAGCUGGGGGGCUACCCCCUAUGCAGAGGAAAGAGGCUACGGGAGAUAUACUACUGGACCUGACUGAUAGAAACAUUACAGACUACCUGGUUAAAACCUACCCCAGCCUCAUCAGACAAAGUUUGAAGAGCAAAUACUGGGUGAAUGAACAAAGGUAUGGAGGCCUGUCUGUUGGAGGUCAGCUGCCCAUACUGGAAGUCAGCCCUAAACAGAUCCAGGAUACCCUCUCUCAACUGAUGAAGAUGCUCAACGUUACUGGGGGUCCCUACACAAAGCUGUCGCUGCAGGAGAUUGGACCUUUCCUCAGAUACAUGGAAAGUGAAUACAAUGUCAAAGUCUGGUACAACAACAAAGGCUGGCACGCCAUGGUGGCCUUCAUGAAUGUGGCCAACAACGCCAUUCUGAGGGCCCACCUGCCUCGUAACGUUGACCCCAUGCAGUACGGCAUCACAGCCAUCAACCACCCCCUCAACCUCACCAAGGAACAGCUGUCUGAAGUCACUGUGUUGAAGACAUCAGUAGACGCAGUGACAGCUAUCUGUGUGAUCUUUGCCAUGUCCUUCAUCCCAGCCUCGUUUGUCCUCUACCUGAUCCAGGAGAGAGUAACCAAGGCUAAACACCUCCAGUUCGUCAGCGGGGUCAGCCCCCUUGUCUACUGGUUAGCCAACUUCUUCUGGGAUAUGAUGAACUACUCUCUCAGUACAGCCAUGGUGGUGGGGAUCUUUGUGGUCUUCGACAAGAAGUGUUACACCUCACCCACCAACCUGCCAGCCCUCGUUCUCCUGCUCUUCUUGUAUGGGUGGUCAGUAACCCCCAUGAUGUACCCCAUGUCAUACAUCUUUAACAUCCCCAGUACAGCCUACGUCUCUCUGUCCUGCAUCAACCUGUUCAUCGGCAUCAACAGCAGCGCCCUCACCUUCAUAUUGGAACUGUUCGAGAACAACCGGGCCUUGUUAGAGUUCAAUGAGUGGCUGAAGAAAGGCCUCCUGGUGUUCCCUCACUUCUGUCUGGGCCGGGGGCUGAUUGACAUGGCUAUGAACCAGGCGGUGACUGAUGUCUAUGCACACUUUGGUGAGGACCGUGCCAUGGAUCCGUUCAAAUGGGACUUUGUAGGGAAGAACCUGGUCUUCAUGGCUAUAGAAGGAUGUGUCUAUUUCCUCUUCACUAUCCUCAUACAGUACCGCUUCUUCCUCGACCACUGGUUAUCAGACUUCCGAGGGCCCCCGCCUAAAGACGAGGAUGAGGACGUGGCGGUGGAGAGAGAGAGGAUCUAUAACGGCGGGAACAAGAGUGACAUCCUACAGAUCAGAGACCUCUGCAAGACGUACUCUGGGAAGACGAGACAAGCGGUGGACAGGAUCUGUGUGGGCGUGCCUGCAGGAGAGUGUUUUGGUCUGUUAGGAGUGAACGGAGCUGGGAAAACCACCACUUUCAAGAUGUUGACUGGAGACACAGACGUUAGUUCUGGAGAGGCCACUGUCGCUGGAUACAGUAUCCUGUCAGACAUGCUGGACGUGCACCAGAACAUGGGCUACUGCCCUCAGUUUGACGCUAUAGACGACCUGCUGACAGGCAGGGAACAUCUGUACCUCUACGCUCGCCUCCGAGGGGUCCCUGAGUCAGACAUCAGUAGAGUGGCAGAUUGGGGCAUCCAGAAGCUUGGCCUAUCAGAGUACGCUGGUCGCUGUGCAGGGACAUACAGCGGAGGCAACAAGAGGAAACUCUCCACAGCCAUCGCUAUGAUUGGUUGCCCAGCCCUGGUUCUACUGGAUGAACCCACUACAGGUAUGGACCCCCACUCCCGACGGUUCCUGUGGACUGCUAUUAUGAGCGUCAUCCAGGACGGGAGGGCCGUGGUUUUGACAUCACACAGCAUGGAGGAGUGUGAAGCUCUGUGCACUCGUUUGGCCAUCAUGGUCAACGGCACCUUCAAAUGUCUGGGGACCAUACAGCACCUCAAAUACAAGUUUGGUGACGGCUACGUGGUGACCAUGAAGGUAAAGGCAGCUAAAGCAGGUGUAUCUCCAGAGCUGGGUCCAGCGGAGAGCUUCAUGGAGAGCAGCUUCCCGGGGUGUGUCCAGAGAGAGAAACACUACAACACUCUGCAGUAUGAGAUCGCCUCCUCCUCACUGGCUAGGAUCUUCCAGCUGGUGGUCGCCAACAAGGACAAACUCAAUAUAGAGGAUUACUCUGUAUCACAGACCACACUAGAUCAGGUGUUUGUGAACUUUGCUAAGCAACAGGCAGGAGAGGAUGAGGACGUUUUACAACCCCGAGCGGUCAACGCGCGCAAUGAAAAACAAAAUGUCCCCACGAAACGCAAGGUCUCCCCCAUCAAGAUAAAAACCAGAAGACAAAAUAAAACUUGA